Neodiprion fabricii is the source of this 1218-nucleotide messenger RNA. RefSeq lists its product as uncharacterized. The transcript is spliced from 4 exons. NCBI's taxonomy places the organism in Eukaryota, Metazoa, Arthropoda, Insecta, Hymenoptera, Diprionidae. The coding region runs from base 219 to 689 and encodes 156 amino acids. The record is from RefSeq and is a predicted model, not a curated record.
GCUGCAAUCCGCCAAGAAGAUCUUGCAACAGGUGGUGGCACUAUGGAUAUAAAAGAAGAUCCAUUACUGAAUUUAGUAUAAGGGCGAAAAUCCAACCAUCUGUUGAUGGGUUGGUGAAUGUAUUUGAUAGCGAUGCUACUGAAGUUUUAGGUAAUAAUGAACCUGAAAUAGCUCAAAAUUUCGUUGAUGGCCAGGAUUACAAAAAAGAGUACGAACUUAUGGUAACAGAGAGUCUUGAAGAAACAGAGAAAUCGGAUUGGAGUUGCUGGCAACCAAAAAUGCGACGUCAACAGAAAAGUAAUGAGCUGAUGGCAUAUCAAUCCAGUGAGCAAUUAACAUUUGCCGACGUUGAUGCAGCAUUGUCGUCAUCACAUCAUGACAUGUCAGAAUCACAACCUUAUCCGUCGAUAUUGCUGCCAGAAUCAUCUGUUUUAUCAAACUUGCGGCGGAAAAGGAUGCGAGCGGCAACAACAUCGACACAAGUAAAUGUUGUUACUCGUAACCAACAUUUUGCCGCUUUGGCGCAAUCAAAGUUGGAAUCAGUUGAAUUGAUAAAAGCAGAUAUGAGAGCGAAAUCUGCAAUCGAAAUACAUAUUUUGAAAACACAGCUGGAAAAAGAACAAUUUGAAGUAAAAUUAUUAAAAUAUGAACUUGAACGAAAAAUGCAUAACUCAGGAAGCGAAAAUUGAUCUUAUUAGAAGAUAAGCCGAAUAAACUGAGUUCAGAUGUAAAAAUGUACUUUUAUUUUUUGUUUCCUGAUUUUUAAUCUUAUCAUAUAAUUAAGGUUCAUAUUUUUUUACAUAUUGUUAUGUUAAUAAAUACCUAUGUUUAUUAUAUAUCAAGUAUACUUGAUGAUACGAGCGAUAUAAAAUUCAUAAAUAUCUUUAUUUACUAUUCACAAAACGUAUCAAUUUCUACAUCUUUUACCGAAUGCGUCUCCUCCAUUUUCAAAACAAUCCUGUGAAAAGAGAGUUGUUUAUCAAACUUGAAUUCAUUUUCUAUCAAUCAAACAUUUACAAAUAACUAAAUCAACUGAGAACUAAUUUACAAACUAUAAGCCAAUGAACAAGCUCCCCCCCCCCCGAGGCCGAAUAAAUUUCAACAAGGACUUUUUCGGUUUGGUCGCUGAAGAAAAGGUUUGAAAAAAAUAACAUUCCUCGUACCAAAAUUCUCACUUUAUAAGGUUUCCAAGGAAUAACUAUUUCCCUUCUUGACUCC